GGCUACACAAUCUGGUUAAAUUGACAUAUUCUUCGCUCGGAGAUGGAUGUCCAUAGCAUAUUUUGAGAAGGGCACCAUAUGGAUAAGGAUCGAACAGCUACAUAUGUAGUCACUUUCAUGAAGUUUAGGGAGACAAUGGCCCAACAAUGGGCAAGGACUAAAGAGCCACUCCAUUGUCUCUUUGCUUCCCGUUUUAUCACGUACCAUCCUCCUGGUAGAAAGAGGCGUUGCUUUUCCAAGAAAGGUCUCCCUCAUCCAACUGUCCGAAAGCUGGAUGCUCUGGCCAAACUUAAAAAGAGGCUCGCUCGCCUGUCGGUCAAAACCUACCAUUCUUGCUGGGACUCUCAUCAUGCCUUGCUUCCUAUUUAGUAAUAAAGCAUGACAUUCGAGUUGCAUAAACAGCACAAACCCUUCCUUUCCUUACUAGAAGUUCACAGCAUUGCUUCCUGCUCGCGGAUUGUUUCGAUAUGGCGGACUCUACAUCGCCUUGCUGUGACGCUUUAGACAAAUCUCAAGAGAUGGAGCGACAGAAGCAAGAGAAAGGGAUCAAGUUCUCCGACGAUGAGGAGUCUCUCAUAAUCAGGAUGUAUAAACUUGUUGGAGAAAGGUGGCACUUGAUCGCCGGAAGAAUCCCUGGAAGAACAGCUCAGGAGAUUGAGAAGUACUGGAACUCUAGAUACUCCACAAGCGAAUGAAGCCUAAUUGCUGAAGCAUUUUACCCCUCGUGUAAUAGACCUUGUUGGGCUGGCAUUCUUGCCGAUAGAUUUUCGGUUUGUCAAUUACGGCUGAGGAACAAAAAUGAGUUUCAGCAAAGCAGAAUAAAAAGAUCUUCAUUACAGCCAUAGUUUGGCAUCAUGUAAAGUACACUAGUUACAAGAUGGACCCCAUGCAUCAAUGUCUCGCGAGUUAUCCAACGCAGUAAAUGCGAAUAAAGAACCAAGGUUGUA
This is a messenger RNA of Linum trigynum, 947 nucleotides long. The record is from the annotation of a GenBank genome assembly. NCBI's taxonomy places the organism in Eukaryota, Viridiplantae, Streptophyta, Magnoliopsida, Malpighiales, Linaceae.